This is a messenger RNA of Paramecium sonneborni, 432 nucleotides long. Lineage: Eukaryota; Ciliophora; Oligohymenophorea; Peniculida; Parameciidae. The record is from the annotation of a GenBank genome assembly.
CUGAUAAAAUGUUCUUAAUAUUAUCUUAAGAGGAUCAUCCUAUUUACGAGAAAAGAUUUCCAUUAAAAAAAACUACUCUAGGUAAUUAAUAAGUAUUGAAUGCAUAAUUCAUUUUACAUGCAUCAUUAGAUGUAUUCGAUGAAAAAUACAAAUCAUCUAAAGAAUUGUAUACUAUAAUUAUUAAUAAGAUUUCUAAAAGAAAUAGAUUAAAAGUAAGAUUAUAGAGUAUUUGGAUAUGUUACUCCAUCAAAUAUACGAUUCUUAUUAUUAACUGACCAAGACGAAGAAAGAGUGAAAACAUUUUUUUAAUUAGCACAUGAAUAAUUAAUAAAAAUAUUAAUGAAUCCUUUGUAUUAAUUAGGAACGUUGAUUGCAUCUCCAUAUUUUGACUCUGUAGUUUAAUAAUUAUUGCAGAAUAGAUUAAACUAAUGA